CUUCCCGGGAGCCGCUCCGUCUGCUGCAGCAACGGGGCGGGGCUGCCUCCCGCGGGUCAGCUGAGCGAGCAGGGCGACCAAGUCCGGGAGCAGGGCAAGGCAGGCUGCCCUCUUCGCCCCGCGGGGACGCGCCGACAGGCCACACAAGCUGCGGGUGGCAUUAUUGGUGAAUCUUUUGUUUAUGACCUAGUGUGCAUCGUCCCAAUCAGCUAUGGCGUACAAUGCAGGCAUUGCUGGUGACGCUAACCAGUUAGCACAACGUAUCACUUCAAAUAUCCAGAAAAUCACACAAUGCACUGCAGAAAUACAAAGAGUAUUGAAUCAACUUGGAACGCCACAAGACACGCAUGAAUUGCGGCAACAGCUGCAGCAGAAGCAGCAGUAUACAAACCAACUUGCCAAAGAGACAGACAAAUACAUUAAGGAGUUUGGAUCUCUGCCUUCAAUAAGCGAGCAGCGUCAGAGAAAAAUACAGAAGGACCGACUUGUGAAUGAGUUCACCACAGCACUGACGAACUUCCAGAGGGUCCAAAGACAAGCUGCUGAGAAAGAGAGAGAAAUUGUAGCCAGAGUGCGAGCCAGCUCUAGGGUAUCAGGUGGUGCCCCAGAGGAAAGCUACAAAGAAGGAACACUUGUGUCCUGGGACAGCCAGCCUCAGACCGAAGUACUAGAAGAAGAAAUCACAGAAGAUGACCUUCGUCUUAUUGAGGAGAGAGAGUCUGCCAUCAGGCAGCUUGAGGCAGACAUUUUGGAUAUUAAUGAAAUAUUUAAAGAUCUGGGGAUGAUGAUUCAUGAACAAGGAGAUGUGAUAGACAGCAUAGAAGCCAAUGUAGAAACAGCUGAAGUCCAUGUCCAGCAAGCAAAUCAGCAGUUGUCCAGAGCAGCAGACUACCAGCGCAAGUCCCGCAAGAAAUUGUGUAUCCUCAUUCUUGUGCUUGUUGCAGGAGCAACUAUCCUUGGCCUCAUCAUCUGGGGAGCAACAAAAUCAUGAUUUCCUAAAACACGUAGUAGAGUUUCCAGUCAUGUCUCAUUGUGAAGCUGUUCAGUAAAUGAUAUGCCCAUCUUUAUCACUUCUGCUUUGUCACAAGAUGCAUUUUUAAUCCACGAGUGCUUCCCCAUCAGCUUGUGUAGUACGAUUAAUUUGAAUUCAUUGUGGCAAUGUAACUUGCCAAUACUCGAUCAAGGUAUAGGCAACUUCUUAUAUGGUGCUUACUACUCUUCUCUUUACCUCCAGGUGUAGAUCUAUUGAUCAAGUAGGCCAGGCUUACACACACACACACACACACACACACACACACAGUUAUCUUGCAAGGUCAUUCAGUUGAACCCUUUGGAGGCCUCAUAGAGGGGCUUGUGAGCAGGAUGCAAAUUGUCAAACACACUGUUUGAUAUGUCAGCUUAAAUAGGGCCAAGUUAAUUUACUGCAACAAUUAAUUCAUCAAUCACUUUCAAUGACUGUUACUAUUAACCUGUAUGUCUGGACUAAGUGAAACUUUACUUUGCUUCUCAUUUCUGAGAUCACACACACACACACACACACACAUAUGGUCCCAAGGAUUUCUUUCCAUAAACUAGUGGAAAUCUCUGUCCACUAACUCUCUGCACAGUUCAAAUCUAAUAACUGGGCUACUGGAGGAUGGAGCCUUGCUUCUGUUGUUAUCUCUCUGACUUAAUCUUUCUGAAACUUUUUUGGAUUAAAUGUGCAGUUUCUGUUUUUACAAAAGAGCGAUAUCUUUCUCUUCAUAUUUUGAUAUUAAAAACAUGAUACUGGGUAUCAGCAAACUUGGCAAAGGCUAAUCUAGCAAAAAAGGGUUUGAUAAUGAUAGGCUGUGUGUUUGUACUUAUCUUUAAAAGAUAAGUCUUUGGAAUACAUUUAAAAUUUUGCUAAGAUUUGCACCUUAAUUUAUGUACUUGUUAGGUAGUUGAAGUUCAAAGUAUAUGGGCAAAAUUAAUAUGUAUAGUGGCUUAGCUUCAAACUUGGCUCUCUGAUUUGAAUCUCCAAUAAUGUACACAUUCCUAACUAGAAAACUGUUUUUAGUUGGUUUGUGGCUCAAGGCAACACAGCUGGAUUGGGGCAGUGGGGGAUUCACAAUCAUGGAUUUGUACAUCUGUACAAGAUCCCCCACAGGACCAACGCAGCUGAGAAGAAGGAAGCCAUUUGGAUUGGGAAUACAGCAUGGGGACAGGAUCAACCAUGUCCCAUUUCAUGGCCCCAAUCUGAAGGGGAAAGGGUUUGCCUCUGUAUUUACCCUUUAAAAACAACAACAGAUGAUCUGGUGAUGGGUAACCUCACUAUCUUUACUACUUUGGUCUUCAUAUUCCUGUAUAUGAUGGUGACUAGUGAAAAUUCUGAGUUGUGUACUGCUUGAAUUCAGGGCUCUCAGGCCAAUAUAAACAUCAAACCUGGUGUUUUUGUUUUUAACAAAGUGAUUGAUCCCUCAUUGUAUUAGUAAGUACUAGGAGUCCAGAACAGAGUUUGGAAAGUUUUGACUUCCAGAUGAUUAAGCUGAAUUUAAUUCUCUCAAGUCCUGAGGUUUUUUUAUUAAAAGAAAAAAAACUUGAUUAUUAUUAUUAUUGGUUCCAUUUUGUAGUAACAUAUAUUGGAAAAGUUAUUCAUUGUUAUCUGCGAACUAAUCAGGUUAUUUUUUAAUAUAUUAUUGAAGUAAUUAAAAUGUAUUGCACAAAUAUUAUCUCUAGCUUAUACAUCUUUUGUAUGCAGUUUGAUAGAGAAGCAAUGUUUACAUGAUAAGCUCUGAGACUUGAGAUUUGGGGAAAACUGAAAGUAUCUACAAUCUAAAUUUGGAUUGCACCAUCUAAAUAAAGGCAAUUUUGAAAGUGAA
Zootoca vivipara (common lizard) is the source of this 2840-nucleotide messenger RNA. It is a transcript of the gene STX7, whose product is annotated as syntaxin 7. Gene Ontology annotation, molecular function: SNAP receptor activity; SNARE binding. Gene Ontology annotation, biological process: vesicle-mediated transport; vesicle fusion; intracellular protein transport. The record is from RefSeq and is a predicted model, not a curated record. NCBI's taxonomy places the organism in Eukaryota, Metazoa, Chordata, Lepidosauria, Squamata, Lacertidae. Gene Ontology annotation, cellular component: synaptic vesicle; SNARE complex; membrane.